AUGACGGCUAUUGCUGGGUCUGAGCACUUAGGGAUGUGUCUUCCCCAGAACUCUGGGGGAAAGGGAUUUGAGAGAAAUGGCAAGGAUCCAAAGAAAACUGGAACAGAUGUGGCUGAUCCAGUCGCUCCAGUGCAAAUAGAUGGCUCAGUGCGGUUUGAUGGCGUGGGGGGUCUCUCUGACCACAUUUCAGCUUUGAAAGAGAUGGUCAUUUUCCCGUUACUUUAUCCGGAGUUCUUUGAGAGAUUCAAACUGCGACCCCCAAGAGGCUGUCUAUUCUAUGGCCCACCAGGGACUGGAAAGACCCUGGUAGCUCGGGCACUUGCUAACGAAUGCAGCCAAGGCGACAGGAGAGUUUCCUUCUUCAUGAGGAAAGGCGCUGACUGCCUGAGUGAAUGGGUGGGAGAAUCUGAGCGCCAGCUCCGUUUAUUAUUUGAGCAGGCCUACAAGAUGCAGCCUUCAAUUAUUUUCUUUGAUGAGAUAGAUGGUCUUGCCCCUGUGCGGUCCAGUCGCCAGGAUCAAAUUCAUAGUUCUCUUGUCACAACGCUUCUGGCGCUUAUGGAUGGCUUAGAGAGCAGAGGAGAGAUUGUGGUCAUUGGAGCCACCAACAGACUCGACUCCCUAGACCCUGCUUUGCGGAGGCCGGGUCGUUUUGACAGAGAGUUCCUUUUCGCCUUGCCCAAUAAAGAGGCUUGAAAAGAGAUUCUCAAGAUCCACACGAGAGCCUGGAGCCCUAAGCCGCUGGAUGCAUUUCUUGAGGAGCUGGCUGAAAAAUGUGUUGGAUACUGUGGAGCCGACAUUCAGUCUCUCUGUGCUGAAGCUGCCCUCUGUGCUUUGCGCCGACACUACCCACGGAUAUACACGAGUCGACAGAAGCUGCAGAUAGACAUCGCUGCCAUUGAAGUAGCAGCAAGAGAUUUUGCGGAGGCUCUGCGGAAGAUUGCACCAGCUUCGCAGAGGGCUGUGGCUUCGCCCGCGCAACCGCUGUCAGCCGUUUGUAAGCCACUGCUUCAGAGGACUCUGGAGAGACUCCUAAAAGCGUUACAGAGAGUGUUUCCCCAGGCAGCGCUUGCACUAAAGAAGGACCAGCAGCCAGACGGUGCAAAUCCUAUCUUAGGAAACGGCUGCAUGUAUAGUCAUGAGGCGUCACCUUCAGGUUUUGCAGAGGAGCUGUUUCAUCAAACGGCCAGUCCUCAAAAGGAAACGUUCCUUCACUUGAACAGAGAUGCUUACUGCCAGCCCACGUGUUACAGGCCAAGGUUCUUAAUAGCUGGAGAGCCCGGAUGCGGGCAAAGUUCUCACCUGGCUCCUGCAGUAAUACACGCGCUGGAGGAGUUUGCAGCUUACACGCUGGACCUGCCGGCUCUCUUUGUUAGUAGCACGUCGCCUGAAGAAAGAUGUGCACAGUUGAUCCGAGAAGCCCAGAGGACAGCGCCAAGCAUCCUUUAUGUGCCUCGUAUCCACGUAUGGUGGGAGGCUGCUGGCGUCACACUGAGAGCUACGUUUACAACGUUAUUGGAGAACAUUCCAGCAUAUGCUCCAGUUUUGUUGCUUGCAACGUCAGAUGUACGUCACGCAGAGCUCGCCCAAGAGGUCCGAGAUUUAUUUUCUGAGGCUUAUGGAGAAGUUUUCCAUGUCCAGUUGCCGGACGAGGAAGAAGGCAGAAAGUUCUUUGAGGACUUGCGUACAGGGCCUGUAUCAAGCAGAAAACGCAGAAGCAACGCAUCACCGUCAGUCAGCGUAGCAGAGAAGAGGAGGAGAUUCCCAUCCAGCGAGGAGAAUGAGACUCACGUCUGUUUAAGGCAACUGCUGAGUGCUGCUGCUGGGAUAACAAAGAAGUUCAGCAUCUUUCACCGGGAAAAACUACAUGUUAUGCUCAGCCAGUGUAUUUACCGGCAUCGACAAGACGACGACAAGACUCAGUUAAUAGAGGUAGUAUUUCUCACGGCACUUCCGAUCGCUGUUACACCGCUCCUGCACGGGAAUGGCUAUUCAGCGCCUCCUGCUGUGGACUAA
Rhea pennata is the source of this 2013-nucleotide messenger RNA. Its product is annotated as ATPase family AAA domain-containing protein 2-like. Lineage: Eukaryota; Metazoa; Chordata; Aves; Rheiformes; Rheidae. Gene Ontology annotation, biological process: positive regulation of transcription by RNA polymerase II. The record is from RefSeq and is a predicted model, not a curated record. Gene Ontology annotation, cellular component: nucleus. Gene Ontology annotation, molecular function: ATP binding; histone binding; chromatin binding. The transcript has 15 exons.